This is a messenger RNA of Paramacrobiotus metropolitanus, 2598 nucleotides long. Its product is annotated as calcium-independent phospholipase A2-gamma-like. Gene Ontology annotation, cellular component: membrane. The transcript is spliced from 5 exons. Gene Ontology annotation, biological process: arachidonate metabolic process. The coding region runs from base 513 to 2369 and encodes 618 amino acids. NCBI's taxonomy places the organism in Eukaryota, Metazoa, Tardigrada, Eutardigrada, Parachela, Macrobiotidae. The record is from RefSeq and is a predicted model, not a curated record.
GAGUAAAAUAAUGCAUGAUUGUAGUUAUUCAUUUUACUGAGGUAAGUGUUGCUUGCUGAUGUGAGUAAAUUAAAAAUUAAUAUUAAUUCUGUAUAAAUCUUGUGAAUAAAUUCCGUUUUCCAUAAUAUAUAUAGAUAUACAAUAGCAACAAUAUAUUUGUGUAAGGCGCAAACACUCCGUAAACGUAAUCGGUCAGAUGCAGUCAGACCGACUCAGACAAAGAUUAUUGCUUGGAUAUCCGUGUUAUAAUUGUUGUAACUUCGUAUUCCCAAAUGCUUCUUAUCGAUCCAGAAAAUUAAAAUCCUUUGAUUUGCAUUACUGGUAGAUAGAUGUGUUGUGUAGUACUUAACUAUCUUAUUACUGAUAAUCUCACACAGCAUUCUCUUUCAAAAUUUUAGCACUUGGAUUUGUGAACAGUAUACAGAUUCGGAUGUGCGGGAAGUUCGACUCAAUACAACUGCGAAGUUAGGAAUAUCUCCUUACUUUAUCGUGCAUGAACUGUUCGAUGCCUGAUGGCGCAGGAACAGAAGCUAGUGGGAUUUGUGAAAGGCUUGGCGCAGCGCUGGACAACCGUUUCUGAUUUAGCUCUCAUCAUUUCUCCAGCCAAACUCAAACCUCGCGUGACCACCGUUCCGUAUCUAAAAGAUUUCGGUAAAACUGUUGUUGAUGGCCUAUCGGACGCUGCGCAGAAGUCGAAAAGCUUAUCGAAUCAGCUGAUUGAGAGCACUUCAAAACACCUCUUCCAACCUAAACAUGCACCGUCUAAUUUAUCGAGAGAAGCACGGCGAUCCGCAUCCACGAAAUCCGACAAGAAAACGCCAUCUAAUGGAGAUGAAAAAUCCGAGAAAGAUGUCCCGUUCGACGAGACAAUGCGGGCAGCCUACAUGAGCUCGUACAACGAUGUGCUUCGUGAAAAUUCCCCAAAUGGAGAACUGCUUUCAUUACGCGACAACGCUGUGAGAAAAGUGGAAGACGACGUGGAGAAACCCACGAAGAAAUUAUUUUUAAAGGAUAUUCAUCCCACCACUGAUGCCAUCCCUCCGAAAGCGUCUUCCACUGUGCGACCGGUGAUUUCGCAGGCUUCCAUCGAUACUCGCACUCGUGCACUGAUGACGGCUAUUAAAAAAGCCAAAUCCGACUACAGCAAACUGAGUCGAACGGAAGAUUUGACCAAUCAUCUUCUGCAGUAUCCCGAUGCCAAAAUUGAAGCCAUUAAACGCGGAGCGAUUUGUUUGUUAUUGAGUUUCGUCAUGAACGAAGAAACAAUUGUAAAAAAUCAAGCGCUGAUGACUUUGGGAUUGUUGGGUUAUUCCUUUCCGCCCAAUGCGCCAGGACCGCGCAUACUGUCGAUUGAUGGUGGAGGAACUAGAGGAUUAGUCGCACUGGAAAUAUUGCGGGAACUGGAAAAUCUCACAGGAAAAGCGCCAUGUGAUCUUUUUGAUUAUUUCAUUGGAGUCAGUACCGGUGCCGUGGUAGUUACGAUGCUUACUGCUUUCAAAUUAUCCGCUGAAGAAUCUCUGGAGUUUUAUAAGAAAACAUGUAUUUCACUUUUUGCUCGUGAUACACUGAAAGGUGCAAGAAGACUGAUACUGAGCCAUGGAUAUUAUGACACUACUGCGUGGGAAACAGUUCUACGGAAAAACAUGGGAGAGAAGAUGAUGGUCGACUUGUCUCGUGAUCCUCGUGGCAUCCGCUUGGCAGCGAUUUCGACAAAAAUAGAUGAGCCAGAUUGCCUUCCGUUUGUCUUUCGCAGCUACGGGCUUCCACCGGGCUCAGUUUCGCAUUACGAAGGUUCCUCCAAAUACAAAGUGUGGGAAGCGAUGCGUGCUUCUUCGGCUGCUCCCGGUUUCUUUCAGGAAUGCAGACUGGAUAAUGUUAUACAUCAGGAUGGCGGGAUCCUGAACAACAAUCCAACUGCUAUUGGAAUUCAUGAAAGUCGGCUUUUAUGGCCGAAAGAAAAGCUCCACACUGUUGUGUCUAUGGGAACUGGCCGGUUUAGGAAGAAACAAGAAGUGCAAAACCAGGAAGUUGCCAAAGCUAUUGGCUUGACCAGCUGGAGAAGUAAAUUAACCAGCAUCAUAGCGUCAGCUACAGAUACGGAGGGCAUUCAUACCACACUGCAGGAUUUGUUGCCACCAUCUACAUAUUUCCGGGUAAAUCCCAUCCUCUCAGAAGAUUUAGGAAUGGACAUUUCCGAUAUCAAGAAAAUGGAUAUAUUAAUUCAUGAUUCGAGAAAGUUUGUCGAAGAUAACCCGGUGCUGAUGCGACAAAUUGCUGAAAAACUGACAGCACCGCGAUCAUCUUUACGCAAAGCUAAUGAUUGGAUGCGUUUACAGAAAGAUUGUACAGAAUUCGCUUACAAUGUUUAGUGAUCAGAUUCAGAUUUUUUACAGAGUGGACAGUGUACAUACAGUAUCACAGGGCCGUUCUUUGACAAUAUUAAAUUAGUAAAGCUGUGACGCGUGAUGGUUACCGGUUAUGGUGAUCAAUUUUUUGUUGCUGUGUUUGAUGGUUAAACUCGCAACAAUGCACAUUGCGCAUUUUAUACUUCUGUACAAUAUUACAGAAAUAAAAUCUGCAAUUGUUGCGAUUGUUUUU